UUAAGCUACAACUGCAGGGAUUAAAUGGAAGCACAUGAUGAUUCAACCCCGUGAUUUCUCCGAGAGCCGGCUCAUGUACCCAGUCAUUUCCUCUCCUUUUCUUGUCUUUUGCUCCUUUCCCCUGACACCGUAGCCCACUUCUUUCUUACUCCCUUUGUGCUCUCCCCUCUUCCCCCGGCCCCGCUGCGUCAUGGCAUCCCCCCGGCUGGAGACUUUCUGCUGUCCGAACCGAGACGCAGCGACGGAGUUUGUGGUCACCUUCCAGCCCGUCCUGUUCGGGGCGUUAGGUCUGGGGAGCGCCACUCUCAGCCUCGUGUUUGCUGUUAUACAAAUUCUACCGAAGCGUAAAGGAUACAGAAGACUCGGGCAGUAUCCGCUGCCGAGGCCCGCGUCUUCCUCACGGAUAUUGUUCAUCAUCAGUAUUUGUGACAUACUGGGAUGUACAGGUAUCAUUGUAAGGUCAUCCGUGUGGCUAAGCCUGCCGAACAUCAUGGACCGCGUCUCAGUGGCCAACAGCACUGAUGCUUGGCCGGAGGUCUUCUGUGUUGGCAGUGCGAUGUGGAUCCAGUUGUUUUUCAGUGCUUCUUUUUGGUGGACCUUUUGUUAUGCGGUCGACGUCUUUCUGGUGGUGAAGACAUCUGCAGGAAUCAGCACCAUUAUCCUCUACCACAUGAUUACAUGGGGUCUGGCUGUGCUGUUGUGCGUCGAAGGAGUGGCCAUGCUCUACUAUCCAUCCAUCUCUGACUGUGAGCAAGGCCUCCAGCACGCCAUCCCGCACUAUGUCACCACGUAUGCACCGAUGCUGCUUGUCCUCGUAGCCAACCCUGUCUUCUUUAACCGGACCAUCUCUGCAGUGACGUCUUUGCUAAAAGGACGACAAGGAAUCUACACAGAGAACGAGAGACGGCUGGCCAACGAGAUAAAAAUACGCUUCUUUAAAAUAAUGCUGGUGUUCUUCAUUUGCUGGGUGCCCAACAUCAUCAAUGAGAGCCUCCUCUUCUACCUGGAGAUGCAGACGGACAUCAACGACAAUGGUUUCAGGAACAUCAGAAACGCCGCCCUCAUCACAUGGUUUAUCAUGGGUAUCCUGAACCCCAUGCAAGCUUUCCUCAACACCCUGGCCUUUCACGGCUGGACGGGCUUCGAUGUCGACUUCAGACUGCAGCGGCGGAGAGAGCUGGCCUGGGACUCGGUUUCUACUUCAGCGCCUAACGCAGCCGGCCAUAAUUCCACAGUUGGGACUACUCUGCUCUACCAGAGUCAUGUCCAGGAUGCCAAGAAGAGCAUGAUGGGGAACGGGCAGCACCACUCUGACGCCAUCAGCGUCCUAUCAGAAGGUUCAGAGUCUAGUACAGUUGAAAUCCACAUUUCCAGCGAGCUACGAGACUAUGAGGAUGUAGACGCUGACGGAGAAUCCUUGGAGAACUCUGUGAGGCACUAGCUGGGUGAUCAACAACCCGCCUCCCUCGGCUUUUCCCUGUGUGACAUUGUUCUUUUAGUUACUUUUGUUUUUUAGAUUGUCUCCUCUUAGCCUCUUUUAUCCGGUUGAGAUUUUUCCCCAGAUAUUUUCUGGUCACGAGAUGUCAUUAGUUGGUACAACAAAAAUGAGUCUGAUUCUUGAUUCUAAGCUUUUUAUUCCUUCCCUAAGCUUUUUAAAUCUGCCUGCAGUACAGUGCAGUGGAACCAUGAACUGUACAGCUGAACAAUCCCGAAGCUACUGCACUGUCGUCAGUCAACAGAGUAAACAUGACAUUUUUGUAUUAAAACCUCACAGGCUGACCUUUACGUGUGUCUUAAGUGCCUUAGGAAAAAAAAUUCUCCUGGCAUAUUCACUGAAUUAGAUGCACGCUGGUUUAGUGAUGUGCACAGAAUGGAAUAAGCUACUUAGUGUUGUUGUUUUUUUUACUGUAUUUGUAGUUGUCCAUCUUGUAU
This is a messenger RNA of Epinephelus lanceolatus (giant grouper), 1932 nucleotides long. RefSeq names its product G protein-coupled receptor 143 (gene gpr143). NCBI's taxonomy places the organism in Eukaryota, Metazoa, Chordata, Actinopteri, Perciformes, Serranidae. Gene Ontology annotation, biological process: cell surface receptor signaling pathway; melanosome organization; regulation of calcium-mediated signaling. The record is from RefSeq and is a predicted model, not a curated record. Gene Ontology annotation, molecular function: L-DOPA receptor activity; L-DOPA binding; dopamine binding. Gene Ontology annotation, cellular component: melanosome membrane; plasma membrane.